This is a messenger RNA of Fonsecaea erecta, 4242 nucleotides long. RefSeq lists its product as hypothetical. The transcript has a single exon. The record is from RefSeq and is a predicted model, not a curated record. Lineage: Eukaryota; Fungi; Ascomycota; Eurotiomycetes; Chaetothyriales; Herpotrichiellaceae. Gene Ontology annotation, biological process: DNA damage response; protein polyubiquitination. Bases 1 to 4242 code for a protein of 1413 amino acids. Gene Ontology annotation, cellular component: nucleus. Gene Ontology annotation, molecular function: ATP binding; ATP-dependent chromatin remodeler activity; ubiquitin protein ligase activity.
AUGGAGACGCUCGACGGGCCAGCUCCAAAGAGACGCAAGAUUACCCCGGAGCUCGACUCGCCGUCUAUUUGCCCCGCUGCCCCGUUUUCUGAGUACAUUGUAGUCGCUCACACGCGCCUGAGAGCCUCUGAGGCCGACCCCGACCUUUUCCUCGAGUCUCGCGGUGAUGCUGCGCUGGAAGUUACGCUGCAGGAGGUGAUAAAGUCGAAGAGAUGCCACAAGAUUCGAUUCUCCGUCGGGCGAAGCAGAAGUAGCAAGCACAUCUCGACCGACCGUCUGUCACCUCGUGAUUUGCAGAUCCUGGAAGAUGCUCAAAAGUUGGAUUCGGCGGCGAGAUACAAACCUCCUGCGGCGCUGCCCCUCGCCUGUGCGUAUGCCGUGGUGCAACGUGUGGCUCAUGAGGUCAGCCUACAACUUUGCAUUCUGUGGGAAAAUAAUGCUGGAUGCCGAGAUAAAGUCGAUCCGAUCCUACUUGAUAUGCUAGGACGUUAUCUGCCGCAUGCAGAGCCCAUCGUGCCUACGUUUGAAUCCUGGAACCCACGCGAGUUCUAUGACAAUGUUCAUGUUCCCGAGAAAACAGAGGCCAACUCCGCAGACCUGGACAUCCCGCAUCUCGAGUCAAAAUUGUACCCGUUUCAGAGACGUGCUGUCCGAUGGCUUCUCUCCCGAGAAGGUAUGGGUGUGCAACAAAACGGAGAACUCGAGUCACUCGCCGAGGCCCCCAGGAGUCAGCUUCCGAGGGGAUUUCGAAAGGUUGAGACACCGUGCAAUGGAACUUGCUAUGUCAAUCCUGCACUGGGGGUUGCAACAACAAAUCUGUCUGCGGUCAAAGAGUAUUUCGCGUCGGUAUCGGGUGGGAUACUAGCGGAUGAGAUGGGUUUGGGGAAGACGUUAGAAAUUAUUGCGCUCAUCUGCAUGCAUUCAAGAACCUCCUGGACACCUCAGCUCCCAGGUUUGAAACCGGCCGCUGCCACCCUGAUCAUCACACCCCCAUCAAUUCUUGAGCAGUGGAAGGAUGAACUCCAACAACACGCUCCGGCGCUAAGUGUUUUCCAUUAUCAAGGGGUUAACAGCUACAGGAAAUCUGGAGAACACCUCAUCGAACACCUUCUCAGCCAAGACGUGGUGCUGACAACAUACACUGUCAUAGCAAGGGAAGUGCACUAUGUGGCAGAGAAACCGGAUCGGAACCUGCGCCACAAACGUGAGGAACCGCCGAAAAGCCCGUUGACUCAGAUCUCGUGGUGGCGUGUCUGCCUAGACGAGGCUCAGAUGGUUGAAAGUGGUGUAUCCUCGGCAGCUACCGUAGCCUGCCUGAUUCCGCGUAGCAACGCUUGGGCAGUCACGGGUACUCCGCUUCGGAAAGGACAUCGAGACUUGUUCGGCCUCCUGCUCUUCCUCCGCUAUGAGCCAUGGAGCCGGUCACCGCGGCUGUGGGACUAUCUCAUUAGCUACCAUCGCCCUCAGUUUCGAGCAAUGCUCGGAGAGAUUGCCAUGAGACAUUCGAAGGAAUAUGUGCGUGAGGACCUGCGACUACCACCCCAAAGCCGACACACCAUCACGAUCCCCUUUACCGCUAUCGAGGAACAACAUUACGCCGAGCUCUUUCAGGAAUUCUGUGAAGAGUGCGGCCUCGAUCGGACUGGUGCUCCUUUGGAGGACGACUGGGACCCAGACUCCCCUCCGAUGGUGGAGAAGAUGCGGACUUGGCUUACUCGUCUACGGCAGACGUGCCUUCAUCCUGAAGUCGGAGGUCGUAAUAGACGUGCGUUGGGUCGAAACGCAAAUGGUCCUCUCCGGACGGUCGAGCAAGUGCUUGAUGUGAUGAUCGACCAACACGAAAGCCAGCUGCGUACCGCACAGCGGAAUCGACUGAUUGCGCAGAUCCGGAGAGGGCAGUUGAAAGAGAAUGCGAAAGAUACUGCUGAGGCUCUUCGGAUCUGGAAAGGGGCCUAUGACGAAUCUGCCGAAAUUGUAAGGGAGUGCCGAAAGCAAUACGACGACGAGCGACAGUCCACAGAUGCCAAGAAGGAGUUACAGGACGACGAAGAGUCGAACCCACGACUCACCACGUUGAAGGCGCGAUUGCGAUCUGCUUGGGAAGUGCAGCAUAUUGCCAUUUUCUUCAUGGCGAAUGCGUACUUUCAACUCAAAUCCGCACACCUUCCAGAAAGUGAAGAAUAUCAGCAGUUGGAGAAAAAAGAGACGGCGGCAUACGAAGAAGCAAAGUCAAUCCGUGGAGAACUGCUGAGAGAGGCCACUGGUCAUGUGAACAAGAUGAUAACCGCAGUCAGGACUAACUUAGCCAGUGGGGUGACACAGAUUCCAACAAUGACGGAACCUUCGGGUUAUGGCGGGAUUGAAAGUAGGAAGAUCUUUGAGAAACUUCACCACUACUGCCAGGCGAUGAAUGUGCAAGCCGAGCAGUUCCAUGAGCUGCGGCAGAAGAUGGCGGACUUCUUGAGCCAAGCUCUUAUUGACGAGGACGAAGGCAUCGAACUCCAAGGUGAUGAGUAUGAGAGCUCAACCAAGCAUCAAGAUGAGAUGUACGCAUACAUGGAAGCUCUGCGAGCCCUAUUUGCGGACCGCUCCGAAGCCAUCAAUGGUCAAGAAAACCUGCUCAUUAAGCAGGAAAUGAAGCAAUUCCUUCGGGUUGCCAAGGAAGGAGAGGGUCCUGCGCCUGCCUUGAUGCUCCAAUUGCUUGCUGAACGUGAGGAAAAGCGUGUGAAAGUCAGUACCCUGGGUUGUCUCCGCGGUAUCCUGGCCGAAAUCAGACAGAUGGCGUCGUCUUUGCAAUGGCACGAAGGGAACAACCAGACCCGUGCAGGUCAAGAGCUGGCGAUCCUGGAGCGCGUCUUGCAACACGUUCAACAGCUUAACGCGGCACAGACGAAAGCUCUCACCAAUCUCGAGCAAGAGGUGAACCAUUUCCGCGAUACGAUGAACAGUCGACUCGAAUAUUACCGCGCGCUUCAGAAGAUUUCUGACACGGUCGCACCAUAUCAGGAGGAGAAUGUGGGAAAUCCCCUCUCUGAAGAAGACUACGGAGAGUUUGAGGACGAGGAAGCCAAACUCCAGCAGAAGAUUACCGCUGGUUCUGCCAAGCUUCGAUAUUUGAUGCACAUGAAGACAGAGUCGACGUCCGCAGGCCCUAGAAUCUGUGUUAUUUGCACCGAUAGCUUUGAGGUGGGCGCCAUGACCAAUUGUGGUCAUCUAACAUGCAAAAACUGUUUGAUGCUCUGGGUCAGUCAGCACCACAAUUGCCCUGUAUGCAAAACCAGGCUCCUUCUCAACAGCUUCCACGACAUUACGUACAAACCCGCCGAGAUAGCCGUGCAGGCAGAGUCUCCUUCCAACUCUGCCUCGCCAUCCACAUCUUCAAGCACAGACCAUCAUCAUAACCAGUCGAUCUACUCGGAUAUCAGCACGACGAUGUUGAACCAAAUCAAGAACAUUGAUAUCCGGGGUCCCAGUUUUGGCAGCAAGAUUGAUUUCCUCUGUCGCCACCUUCUAUGGCUCCGCGAAUACGACCCGGGCUCAAAGUCCAUCAUCUUCUCGCAAUAUCGCGAAUUUAUCGACGUGCUGGCCCGGGCAUUCUCAACCUAUAAAAUUUCAUCGGCUCGUAUCGACGUGAAGAACGGGACUGAAAAGUUCAAAUCUGAUCCAGCCAUCGAGUGUUUUCUGCUUCAUGCGAAGGCACAUUCCGCGGGCUUGAAUCUUGUAGUUGCAAGCCAUGUCUUUCUCUGCGAACCACUCAUUAACACGGCCAUCGAACUGCAAGCCAUUGCGCGAGUCCACCGUAUCGGACAGCAUCGACCGACAACGGUGUGGAUGUAUCUCAUCGCCGACACGGUCGAGGAAUCCAUUUACGAUAUCAGUGUGACGCGGCGGCUGGCGCACAUGAAAAGUAACAAUAACAAUGGCGGAAGCGGCACUGCCGCAUCUUCAGUCUCUCAGUCAGGCAAGAAUACUCCUCGCAUCAUAAACACUCUCCAAGAAAAUGCAAUCGAUGCUGCCAAUUCCAUGGAAUUGCAAGCUGCAGACCUCAGUCGCUUACUUGCUGCAGGCAAGUCGGGCGGGGAAAUGGUCGAUAAGGAAGAUUUGUGGUCGUGUUUGUUCGGACGCGCCAGACGACGUGACGAGAUGGCCCUGGGCGCAUUGGCUGAAAGUCAGCCGGCAAACGCCGAAGUGGCGAGGUUUUUGAGGGCGGAGGCCGCAGAAAGGAGGGCCGAGCCAAGUUAA